AUGAAUUCUUUGAUUGUCCCUUGGAAGCAUCAGAACAUUCGCUCUGGGCGUAGUUACUCGCUGGUGAAACGACGAGUUGUUGCUUUUUUAAUUUGGGCUCUCAUUGCUGUCGUAUACACCGUUUUAAAGCGACAAUCGUCAAAAGGUUUUGCCAAUUGGUAUUCUCCCUCGAGUUCUAGCGCUCGUUUGCCCGUACUCACUCUCAAUUGGAAAGAAAGCUCGUCCGAUUUUCAAGCAUCACAUGUGGACUUUGGCGAUGAGAUUGCAUGCAGUGCCAUCCGAAAUGUAGCUCGUUCGGAUCAGUGUGCUUUUGCGAAGGCUUAUUGCAGUGGUAAAGACAGUGGAGUGAUUGAUUACAUCGAGUUCUACUACUGUUAUAUGACAAAUAAUCGACCACUGGCCAUAGCGCUAGUUUUAUGCUGGCUAGCAUUUUUGUUCAGUAACUUGGGCAUAUCAGCAAGCGAUUUCUUUUCCACCAACCUUGUUACAAUAUCAUGGCUCUUGCAGUUGCCGGAUUCAGUUGUCGGCGUCACAUUUCUUGCUCUAGGCAACGGAUCUCCGGACGUGCUGAGUACAUUUGCAGCCGUCCGUGUUGAUAGCGCUGGCCUAGCCAUAGGUGAGCUGUUAGGUUCUGCUUUGUUUAUCUGCGCUAUUGUGUGCGGAACUAUCUGCAUUUUGCAACCCUUCUGUGUGCCCAAGCAGCACUUUCUGCGAGAUGUAUUGUUUUUCACUGGUGCUGUUCUACUCGUAAUCACUUUUCUAAUCCAUAAUGGCUGCCUAAGCUUGUGGCAGAGCCUUACCAUGAUAACAUAUUACACAGCGUAUGUCCUGUUCGUCUUCUUUUUUGGCGGCGACACUGCUGUUGAAGAGUCACCGCUUCCCGUGGAUAAUCACUUGUGCUUGCCGCUACCUGCAUACUCUCCACUAAGCAGUCCUUUGCCAGAUAACAUGUCCAUUGUAUCGUUGUUUUCGGAACAGUUUCUUGGAGACGAUGUUGAGGCGUUUCCUUCGUCCUCUUCCGCUGCUCUUCUGACUCGAAGCAACCCUCAUCUUAUCGCCGUAAGCGACGUAGGAAGUGGUUCUCAUGAACGGGUACCAUUGUCUCCUAGUGCCCGUACUAUACGGCCAUCACUGUUAGGCGCUCUUGAAAUGAAGUCGCAUUUGAACGAAGGGCUUAUUCAGAAUUCGUUCGCUUCUCCUACCACAUUUGGGGAUGACUUGUCGCCAAGCCAACCAAAUGAAUCGAACAGCGCCGUUCGUUCACCCUUCCUUAGUCCUUACAGCGUUUCUCAUGACGACUUUGCCUCGUUGCCCCUCCCUCCAACCGCGGAUUAUUUGUCUGUCACUUCAACUCAACAAUGGUCGACCUCUCGCUUCCCUUCGCCAGAACCCUUUCAGCCUUCUUUGUUGAAACUGCUUUUUCCCACCCUGUGCAAUUUCUCAAAAAAAACCGUGUUUCAGCGUGUGCUUGAUAUCCUUGCCGCACCUUCUGUUCUCCUGUUUACCCUGACUCUUCCUGUAUACCAGUCUCCUCGUCACCCCAUAGAACCAAUUGGGCCGCUAGAGGAAGCCACAUAUCCUGCUGGUCAGGCGUGGAAUCGUUCACUACGUGCCCUGCAGUGUUUUCUAUCACCCCUCGUUUUUGUUUUCAUUACCUUUUCGGGAGCGACUCUAUUCGUUGCGAUCCCGGUGUCGCUUAUUCUUUCUACAGUUACUGUUUAUUUAUUAUACAAGCACACAAGUCCGACGGAGCCGCCACGCUUCCUGCCAUGGGUUAGUCUUUUGGGAUUCUUCAUGGGUAUCCUAUGGAUUUCUUCAAUAGCCAACGAAGUCGUUGGUAUUCUGCAGGCACUUGGAAUUAUAUUUUCUUUGAACGAAUCAAUUCUUGGUCUUACAAUUUUUGCCGCAGGAAAUAGUCUGAGUGAUCUUGUUGCUGAUAUUAUGAUUACGCGAGCAGGUUACCCGGGUAUGGCUAUGGGAGGUGUGUUUGGUGGACCCAUGCUUAAUAUACUACUGGGUAUUGGAAUAUCCAGUUUUUACAGUAGUUUAAGUCAUCAAGACAAAUCCUGCACGGUAGAGUUUCCGGCAGCACUGAGCAUCACGGCUGUCUUCCUUCUCCUAUGUUUGCUGACAACUCUUAUUUACGUUCCAAGGCAUGGGUACCAGAUGGACCGGAAGCUUGGCGUGGGACUAAUCUUGUUGUACUGUACUGGCACCGGACUUUGCAUACUUCAACUGUUGUUGAAGUAG
Molecule: messenger RNA, 2250 nt
Organism: Schizosaccharomyces japonicus yFS275
Lineage: Eukaryota; Fungi; Ascomycota; Schizosaccharomycetes; Schizosaccharomycetales; Schizosaccharomycetaceae
Product: sodium/calcium exchanger
Exons: 1
Coding region: 1-2250 (749 amino acids)
Biological process (GO): monoatomic cation transmembrane transport; transmembrane transport
Cellular component (GO): membrane
Source: RefSeq, a predicted model, not a curated record